AUUCGUCUGUGAGGGAGAAAGACCAACUCAAUUAUUCGUGCAAACAUGAUUCAUUCUCUUUUUGUAAUUAAUCAUUCCGGUGAUGUUUUUAUGGAAAAACAUUGGCGAAGUAUUAUUCCGCGAACAGUUAUGGAUUACUUCUUUGAAGCUCAAAGACAAGUGGUCAAGGAUAACAAAGGUCAUGAAGAUGUCCCCUGUGUAAUAGCAACACCACAUCAUUACCUCAUCAGCAUUUAUCACAAUAGUUUAUACUUUGUGGCUGUGUGCAUGUCCGAAGUUCCACCUCUUUUUGUAAUCGAAUUUCUACACACUGUUGUUGACAUCCUGGAAAAGUAUUUUUCAGAAUGUAAUGAGUCGAACAUUAAGGAGCAUUAUGUAGUUGUGUAUGAGCUACUAGAUGAAGUUCUUGACAAUGGAUAUCCAUUGGCAACAGAACCAAACAUACUGCAAGAGCUGAUUAAACCACCAAAUAUUAUCGGAAAUUUGAUCAACACUGUUACUGGGAAAUCAAAUGUUAGUUCAGUGCUACCAUCUGGGCAACUGUCAAAUGUUCCUUGGAGAAGAGCAGAUGUCAAGUACACCAAUAAUGAGGCAUACUUUGAUAUUAUAGAAGAGGUUGAUGCCAUCAUUGACAAAACAGGUUCAACUGUAUUUGCUGAGAUAGCAGGCAAGAUCGAGUGCUGCGUUCGUCUAAGUGGAACUCCAGAUUUAACUUUAAGCUUCAUAAACCCUCGCCUUAUGGACGACGUUAGCUUCCAUCCCUGCGUGCGUUUUAAACGAUGGGAAAACGAGCGGAUUUUGUCGUUUGUUCCACCGGAUGGAAGUUUUUGUUUGAUGACGUAUCAUGUUGGCUGUCAAAGCGCAGUUGCGAUUCCGAUUUAUAUACGACACAACUUUUUUUUGCCAAAGGAAAAUAGCCAGUCACAAACAGGAAAGAUCGAAAUCACUGUUGGGCCACGUCAAACAAUGGGACGAGUGGUAGAAAAUUUACAGUUGAGCAUUCCUAUGCCAAAAUUCGUAUUGAACUGUACGGUUUCCGUGAAUCAAGGCCGUGCAACGUUUGAUCCCGUUACCAAAAUUUUACUUUGGGAUGUAGGGAAAAUUGACCCAACUAAGCUACCUAAUAUGAGAGGACAAAUUCACAUUCAGAGUGGCGCAGUCAUAUUGCAAUCAACACCAUCGGUUAAUGUACAAUUUACUUUAAGCCAAACAGCCAUUUCGGGCCUUAAAGUCCAUCGCUUGGAUAUGUUUGGAGAAAACUACAAGCCUUUUAAGGGGGUAAAAUACCUAACAAAAGCUGGUAAUUUCCAGAUUCGUAUGUAAUAGAGGAAUCUCUACAAUAAAUAUCUAUGUAACAUGUUAAAUUUUAAACAAUGAAUGUAUGUUGUAUUGUGUCAAAAAUAAGCACUUAUUACUAUAUCAACAUAGAAACUGGUUUACUGACAAUUAACUAGUUGGCAUGGUGAUGAAUGUUAGCUGAAAUAAUCAGCUGUUCACUUGGGUCAUUA
Messenger RNA from Daphnia carinata, 1508 nucleotides. It is a transcript of the gene carmine, whose product is annotated as AP-3 complex subunit mu-1-like. The transcript has 10 exons. Lineage: Eukaryota; Metazoa; Arthropoda; Branchiopoda; Diplostraca; Daphniidae. The record is from RefSeq and is a predicted model, not a curated record. Bases 46 to 1323 code for a protein of 425 amino acids. Gene Ontology annotation, biological process: endocytosis; intracellular protein transport. Gene Ontology annotation, cellular component: cytoplasmic vesicle; clathrin adaptor complex.